Drosophila kikkawai is the source of this 240-nucleotide messenger RNA. RefSeq lists its product as uncharacterized. Lineage: Eukaryota; Metazoa; Arthropoda; Insecta; Diptera; Drosophilidae. The record is from RefSeq and is a predicted model, not a curated record.
CUGGCUCAGUCUCUAUCGAAAUGUCGCUGCUAACACUUGGCUUCAAAUCGCAGCAAUUGCUGCUGCUGCUGCUACUUUCGCUGCUGCUAAUGCUGCUGCAACUGCCUCUUCCUGGACAAGCCUUGGAUUUGGUUAGGAAUGACCGCUACGAGGGCUUUCCCGGCGAAAGACCAAGGUUCCUGAAACGCCACUGAAAGUUGUUCUAUAAAAGAAACAAUAAAGCAACGAAUAGCAUCUGCA